AUGGGUUACAAUAUAGCAAUGGUAACCGACUUCUUCUACCCACAGCCUGGUGGGGUAGAGUUCCAUGUGUACCACUUAUCGCAGAAGUUGAUAGACUUGGGACACUCUGUAGUGAUCAUUACCCAUUCGUAUGGGUCCCGAAAUGGGGUCAGAACAUUGACAAAUGGUUUAAAGGUAUAUUACAUUCCAUUUUUCGUGCUUUAUAGAAGUUCUACAUUUCCCACAGUGUUUCUGGCAUUUCCUAUAUUGAGAAACAUCUUCAUCAGAGAGCUGAUAGACAUAGUACAUGGGCAUGGCUCACUUUCGAGUUUAUGCCAUGAGGCAAUUUUUCACGGCCGUACGAUGGGAAUGAAGACCGUCUUCACAGAUCAUUCGCUAUUUGGAUUUGCUGAUGUUGGUUCCAUCUUGGGUAACAAAGUACUAAAGUUCACCUUAAGCGAUGUGGGUCAUACCAUAUGUGUUUCGCACACUUGUAAGGAAAACACCGUCCUUAGGGCAUCUUUGGAUCCUCUAAGUGUUUCCGUUAUUCCCAAUGCUGUGAUUUCCAAAGAUUUCUCGCCCAAAACGGAGACAAAUUGUAGAGCCAAAACUACUGUAACUAUCGUAGUGAUCUCCAGACUUUUCCCCAACAAGGGUGCCGAUCUCUUAACUGCUAUCAUUCCACGUAUCUGUUUGGACAGACCAGAGGUCAGGUUUUUAAUAGCCGGAGAUGGUCCCAAGUUCUUGGAUUUGGAGCAAAUGAGAGAAAAGUACUUCUUACAAGAAAGAGUCAAACUCAUUGGUGCCGUGAAACACGAAGAAGUCAGAGACGUCAUGGUGCAGGGAGACAUUUACCUUCAUCCCUCUCUUACUGAAGCCUUUGGCACAGUUAUUGUCGAGGCGGCCUCUUGUGGUUUGUACGUCGUAACAACGAAAGUUGGAGGCAUUCCAGAAGUUCUUCCAGGACACAUGACAAGCUUCGCCGAGCCAGAAGAAGAUUCGCUUGUAGCAACCGCAUUGUCAGCUAUUGACAAGAUCAAAUCCGGAGAAAUAGACACUUCCAAGUUCCAUGUAGAGGUGGCCAAAAUGUACAGUUGGGAAAACAUUGCCAGACGAACAGAAAAUGUGUAUAACUAUUUGGACACUUCAAAGAUCAACGUACCGCUUUUCGAGAGGUUGCAGAAGUACUAUUGUUGUGGAUUAAUCGCCGGCAAACUCUUCGUUCUUUGUGUUAUAGUAGACAUCUUUCUAUUGGUAAUUCUUGAGUGGUUAUACCCUGCUGAUCAUAUUGACAAAACUACAAAAUGGCCGAGAGCAAAGCGUAAUAAAGUUGAUGACCAUCCUAAUAAUGACUAG
Scheffersomyces stipitis CBS 6054 is the source of this 1335-nucleotide messenger RNA. RefSeq names its product phosphatidylinositol N-acetylglucosaminyltransferase (gene SPT14). Gene Ontology annotation, molecular function: phosphatidylinositol N-acetylglucosaminyltransferase activity. The coding region runs from base 1 to 1335 and encodes 444 amino acids. NCBI's taxonomy places the organism in Eukaryota, Fungi, Ascomycota, Pichiomycetes, Serinales, Debaryomycetaceae. The transcript has a single exon. Gene Ontology annotation, cellular component: glycosylphosphatidylinositol-N-acetylglucosaminyltransferase (GPI-GnT) complex. The record is from RefSeq and is a predicted model, not a curated record. Gene Ontology annotation, biological process: GPI anchor biosynthetic process.